Molecule: messenger RNA, 1697 nt
Organism: Acyrthosiphon pisum (pea aphid)
Lineage: Eukaryota; Metazoa; Arthropoda; Insecta; Hemiptera; Aphididae
Product: folate transporter 1-like
Exons: 9
Coding region: 130-1419 (429 amino acids)
Biological process (GO): transmembrane transport; vitamin transport
Cellular component (GO): plasma membrane
Molecular function (GO): vitamin transmembrane transporter activity
Source: RefSeq, a predicted model, not a curated record
GACUCUAGUCAUUCACCUAAGUGAUUACGCUGUACGCGGUACUAUUACAUUUGAUGAUAUCUGCAAUCGGUAUUAUCGUGUCUAUUCUUCCGUUUUAUUGGUUUAAAUGUGAUAUUAAAUAUUUUUAAAAUGCGCAGUUGGACAACAAUUAUUGCCUUAGCGGUAAUAUUCGCAUUUGCCAUAGAAUUUCGACCCUUGGAUCAUUUUAUGACUAUUUAUCUCACCGGUCGAAGAGUUAACAUUACAGAUACUCAGGUGACAGAUGAGUUGAUGCGUUUUGAAGACUAUUUCAGCAUAUUGACUGUAUCAGUGAUAAUGAUGAUCACAGAUAAUUUACUUUACAAAUCAGUUAUCUUUUUCAAUGUCUUCUGUGGAAUUAUUGUUUACUUAAAUCUAGUUAUGUUACCUAAUUUUAUCCAGUUAAAAGUAGCCGAACUAUGUGCGGCGUUCUUCAAAUCGUACGAAGUAGUCUACUUCAGUUAUUUAUUCGCUAGGGUACAGGAUAAGAGAUAUUAUCAGGCAACAUCGGGAUUAGCUAGGACCGCAAUGUUGAUGGGAAAAUGUUGUUCGUUGGUAUUCGCCCAGACGUUAGUGGUUAUACAUGGAAACGAUUACGUUAAACAAUUGCCGUGUUACACAUUGGGCAGUAUGGUUUUCACAUUUGUCUGGGUGUCGUUUUUGCCAUCGGUAAGACGGAAAAAUUACAAUAAGGAUGAUACUAUCAACGAACCACUUAAUUUAAAGAAUAGACCCAUUCAAUCUCAGUCAACUGCAACCAAACCUAUAUUAAAACGAAUGUGGAGAGACUUUAACGAAUCUUAUAAAAACUUAAUUGUUUUGAAGUGGUCCAUUUGGUACUGUUUGGCUUUAGUCGGAUAUAUGACGAUAAAAGUGGCAUGUGUAACUCACAAAUUAGGCGAAAAUGAGCAAGCUGACGGUGUAGUCGAGUCCUUGACUGUAUUAAUUGGGGCCAUCAGCUCAUACAAAAUCGGCGUGAAAAAUGUGAAUUGGGAAUUAAAUGGUAAUGCGUUCAUAGGAUCUGGGUCUUUGGUUCUUGGCGUAUGCGUGAUAUCUUGUUACUUUCAUCAAAAUCUGUUAUCGAUUCAACUGUCGUACAUAUUAUUCGGAGUACUGAUCCAAGCAAUGUUCGUAACGGCGUUGUCUGAAGUAGCAAAACAGUUGAAAAAUAAUUGUUAUGCACUUGUAUUGGGUUUCAAUUCAUUCAUCUCACUGAUAUUGCUGAUGUGUUAUAAAGAAAUCUUUAUCCGUGGCAAUUUAUUUAAGAUGGAUAUUCCCAAACAGGUUUUAUUCAACGGUGGUUUAUACAUUUUUCUCGGGAUAAUUUAUCUGAUACCUUCUGCGAUAUCAUUCAAUAGAAGAUUGAAUAAUAGAUGUCCGGUCUACGAUAUAACUGAAUAGCGUCAUCAGACUUCAACGAUUCAUCCUAAAUCAGUUGCACUACACAUUACAAUUAAAAAUUGCUUUAUAUUUACGUUUGAACCAUUUAUUCGGAUCUCAGUUAAACUACUAGUCAGUUACCAAUCUCAAAAUUUCUUUUGAGAAAUAUAAUUGUUAUAUACCUAAUACUAUGUCUAUGUGAAAUACUGAAAUUAUGAACUAAUUAAAUAUAUUCACUUAUUCACAUAUAGGUAUACAUAUUGGUAUGUAUAACCUAUUUGGUUACCUAUUGGUACCUA